CCGAGGCUAUCUGUUAUAUUAAUAAAGCAGAUUUGUCGUCAAAUUACGUAUUCUUCAGCAUCGAGAAUGGAGUCUACGAUAUUCUCCACAGUGAUAGUGUGGCAACGAAUCAUGCGAUGUAUUUACUUUGCGAUGAUGGAACAUCGCCUAUUAAGUUAGUUUGUCAACCGAAUAAUAGGUUCAAUGUGCCAUUUCCCAGUGCCGGUUGCACCAAAGUGUUUAAGCCAACUGUUGAAGAGAUAUUAGAUAACUCUUGUCCUCAUACCAUGUACCGCGUGGGUUAUAAGUACAGCAAUAGGUUUAUGGAGGUCUAUCGGAGCUGCUACGAUAGUGUGAAUUACGCAGCGCAAUUUUCCAUCAACAAGGUUUAUCCGAGCAGAGAAUCUGCUCCUCGUCAGGAUAAAGCCUUCACCGCUGACCGAGCGAUGACCGCCAGAGAUGCUGCCGCCUACUCGCUUUCGCGAAUUUACCAACGUUUUAAUAGUGUUCUGGGUCCAAACCAGAAUUAUGUGUCUUCUAACCCACCAAACCCCUUCGAUCAUGGCCACCUGACGCCAAGCGGAGAUUAUUCCUUUGAUCAGUUUCAAAAAGCCACCAACAAGCUGCGAAACGUUGUUCCACAAUAUUCCAACAUUAAUAAUGGGAACUGGAAGAGGGUAGAGUUUUGGGUAAAACGACUUCUGGUUAGACAAAACUAUGAUGUCCUCAAGGUCUGCACAGGGGCAUUGGGGGUGCAAAAGUUGGCAAAUCAGAAUAGAGUUCCGACCCCCAUGUACCUGUUGGCCAAUAACAGAAUUCCCAUUCCCGAGUGGAUGUACAAAAUUGUUAGCCAUAUCUCAGGGCAACAAUGGGUUGUCAUAACCCACAACGAUGGAAUAACUUCUAGAAGACCGGAUCCUAAUACCAUUUGCCAGGUGAUACCAUGUGACCCCGAUUUGAACCCCAGUGGAGUGGGUUCUACAUUUUGCUGUAAUCCCUUUAACUUUAUUCGACAAAAUGUUCCACACUUGACGGGUGUUUGUUAG
This is a messenger RNA of Drosophila takahashii, 1025 nucleotides long. RefSeq lists its product as uncharacterized. Gene Ontology annotation, molecular function: single-stranded DNA endonuclease activity; RNA endonuclease activity; nucleic acid binding. Gene Ontology annotation, biological process: apoptotic DNA fragmentation. The record is from RefSeq and is a predicted model, not a curated record. Gene Ontology annotation, cellular component: mitochondrial inner membrane; nucleus. Lineage: Eukaryota; Metazoa; Arthropoda; Insecta; Diptera; Drosophilidae.